Rhizoctonia solani is the source of this 1026-nucleotide messenger RNA. Its product is annotated as alpha/beta hydrolase family protein. The record is from RefSeq and is a predicted model, not a curated record. The transcript is spliced from 7 exons. NCBI's taxonomy places the organism in Eukaryota, Fungi, Basidiomycota, Agaricomycetes, Cantharellales, Ceratobasidiaceae. The coding region runs from base 1 to 1026 and encodes 341 amino acids. Gene Ontology annotation, molecular function: hydrolase activity.
AUGUCUAAACCUCAACUUCAUCCCCUAGGCCACGAGAGUAAGGUCGCUCACCUUUCCACGGGCCAUCACUAUCGUUAUGUGGAUAUCCACCCUCCCAAGGGCGUCACAGCCAUUGUCACGGCACUAUUACUCCAUGGGUUCCCAGACUCUGCCUACGGGUGGCGUCACCAGGUAAAAGGCUGGUCAGGACGAGGCAUCCGUUUGAUCAUACCUGAUAUGCUUGGAUAUCAUGGAAGCUCUCAGCCAACUGAUCCCGAGCACUACGCCAUGAAGCGACUCAGCGACGACCUCGAAGAGCUCAUACGUAAGGCAGGGGUUCCCGAAGGAGAGAAGAUCAUAGUCAUUGCGCAUGAUUGGGGCGCUGGAGUUGCCAAUCGCUUGAUUCAAUUCAAGCCGGAGCUUGUCAAAGGGGCAGCAAAUUUCUGCAUACCGUUUAUGCCGCCAAGCACACAAUAUGUCCCUAUGGAGAAAUACGUCGAGUUGCUUCCCAACUUCCAAUACCAGGCCUUCUUUGCCUCUCCCGAUUCUACAGCGCUCAUCGACGCCAAUGCUGAGCGGUUCAUUAGCCUAAUGUAUACUUCAGCAAAACAAGCCGUAACCGAUGAAUAUCCACCGUUUGAGAAGACCGGAGUGAUUGAGGCAUGGCUGAAAGAUGAGACUAAGAGCGUCACAUCCGACCUCCUUUCAAAAGAGGAAUUAAAUACUAUAGUAUCCGAGAUCAAGGCUGGUGUAGGAUUCGGGGCGAUGCUCAACUACUAUCGCACUCGUAAAAUCAAUCAUGAGCUAGAAAAGGAUCUUCCACAGGAUAUCCGACCUGACAUACCGAAGCUGAUGGUCAUUCCUUCGGCUGAUUCUGCCGUCCCAGCAACAAUGUCGGCGAGUGCUGAAAAGAAUCUCAAGAACGCAGAGAUAGCAUGGAUCGAAGGGCUCUGUGGUCACUGGGUCCAGCUGGAGAGACCGGAAGAAAGCGAAAGGAUUGUGGGAGAAUGGGUGGAACGCUUUGCAGCGAAGGACUGGGUUCCGUGA